AUAUUUUGCAAACUCAGUAUAAAUAUGAGCAAAUUAAUCAAGGACCAGUCUAGUCUUAGCCAAGACUGUUCUACUACAUCAGUUCAUGAAGAAAAUACACAGAGUAUUUCUCUAACUGAUUCCAGUGGGUGUAAAUCGGAGCUGGAUUUCUCAACUAAUUUGAAGCAUGUUGAUACGAAUGCAUCUAGCUGAGGUGAAGACAAAUCUACGUCUGAAGGAGUGUCCAGGAUAACCGAGAGCUCUCACUCUGGAGAUCAUGAGGGUAAGCGGAUGCUUGCCAGUGGAAUUCAAACUAUCGUUAUCAUGAAUAAAUUCACCCAUUCUAAGCAUAUUGAUCAGCGAAAACAGAAUAUUAAUAUUGUACAUGAUAAGAGAAAGAGGCUUUUUGAAGACACAGAGGUAACAUCAAGCUGUGUGAAACCAUCUAAUUAUAAAUAAAAUGCUCAAAGAUUUCUCAAAUCAUCAGCAAAGGAAGAAGUCUCAGCAGUCGAAUAGAUUUGUAGGACCUCAGGAUAUAAAACAGCAUCAAAUUCAGGAUGAGAAUAGCCAGCAGAAAUGUCCACAGAUGAAGCAAAUAGCAAUCUCAAAAAUUAAAUUCCAAUACAGCCUAAGCAAGUCUUCUACUCCAUUGUCAACUAAGAAGAAGGGAUCAAUUUCUCGAAAAAUUGUAAUGUCAAGCAUCAACAAGAUCAGAUGCAGCAACACAAGAGGAAAUCCCAGGGUAAAAUAUCUGAACUGUAAAUAAAUUUCUCUCAUUCACAAAAGAAUCUGAUGACUGACCGAAGGAGGCUAAUGAUGAAUAUUACGCUCCAAGCAAGUACAAUCUGUCCAGAGUUAGUAUCACAGGUCCUAGAAUGAUGAAGGAUGCCAAAAUGAAGCGAUGGGACCCUUACUCUUCCAGAUAUGUCGUCAAAUCCCAGAGCAAACCUAAUGGUAAUAAGAUGAUGACCACCAGGAUUGGCGUCAAGAAGUCCAUUUUUCGAGGAAUCAGGCAUGAUUCCUUCUAUCAGAUUCAUAAGAAGGUUAAUAGUCCAGAUAAUAGCCAGUCAACUCUGAAGAAGAAAGAGACAUUUGUGCAGAAAAAUGGAACGUUUCAGAACAGAGCUAAGUCAAUGGCUAUCAGUUCUUCUGAGAUGGCCACCUUUUAUAAGCAUUAUCAUGGCAAUAAGGCCAAUAAUUGCAAGAAUCGGGUGUUUAAAGCUUUAUGCGACCAGUAUGUUACAGAUGAGUGUUUUAACAACACAACCGCCUCUGCUUUGCAUCAAGAGGGUUCAAUAGAGAGGGGUAGUAAUAAGGAUUACUCGGAUCUGAUAAUCCCAAAGCCUCGUGAAAAGAGUUAUGAAAGACUACGUGCACGGAAGUAUCACUAA
This is a messenger RNA of Moneuplotes crassus, 1370 nucleotides long. Lineage: Eukaryota; Ciliophora; Spirotrichea; Euplotida; Euplotidae. The record is from the annotation of a GenBank genome assembly.